UAAACGUCAACAGUGGAAAGGAACUGGCAGAAUCUUUAGAUCAAUGUCAUAUAGAAGACAAUCCAUAUUUCAACACUAUGUUAAGAAUAUUAGCAACUCGAUGCAUGAUGCAGGCUGUGUACUUCAUUAGUGGCAUGCAUCAACGAAGCGAAUAUUUCCAUUAUGGUUUAGCGUGUCCUAUUUAUACUCAUUUUACGUCGCCCAUUCGAAGAUAUGCAGACGUAAUGGUUCAUCGUUUACUGGCGGUUUGCAUAGGAGCUGACGCUACAUAUCCCGAAUUAUUAGACAAAAAGAAAAAUCAUGAGCUCUGUCAUAAUCUGAAUUAUCGAAAUCGAAUGGCUCAGUAUGCUGGUCGUGCAUCUGUUGCACUUAAUACUCACUUGUUCUUCCGAGAGAAAAUACAAGACGAGGAGGGAUAUAUACUUUUUGUACGAAAGAACGCGUUGCAAGUACUGAUUCCGAAAUACGGUUUAGAAGGAACAUUGUACUUAAAGGACAACAAAGAAGCAGGUGUGUCGUUUCAGUACGGUGCCGAGGAUCAUUCUCAAACUUGUGAAAAUAUUAUAUUCCGUACAUUCGAUCCUGUUAUAGUCCAAAUUUGUUUGGACAGAUCCAAUGUACAGCAUGAAAAAUUAAUAUUUAAACUAGUUCAUCCACAUAUCCCAGGAUUUAGCGUGUCUCCAGUGAGUGCACAGGUCUCUUGUACUGUGCAACAAAAUACGGUAGAAGUAGGUAAGCGAAAAAUGGACGAAAAUGUACAUAUGGAAGAUAAUACUGGGGCAGUUGGAAAUAAAAAGAAGAAAAAGAAGAAGAAGAAGCAGACUUAACAUCAUUUAGAAAUUUCAAUUUUCGAAGGAUUUAUUUUCGAGUGUAUGUUUUACAUUAAAUCUUUGAAAUAUAUAUGUAACGCGAAGAAUAAAUUAUUUUAUAACCUGUAAUCACUUUACAUUGUUGUACGACCGUAUGGUGACUAUGUUAGAUGGAAUAACCAAAAUAAAAUUAAAGAAACUGUAAAUAUU
Molecule: messenger RNA, 1019 nt
Organism: Megalopta genalis
Lineage: Eukaryota; Metazoa; Arthropoda; Insecta; Hymenoptera; Halictidae
Source: RefSeq, a predicted model, not a curated record